AUGGCAUUGCCGUCCAAGAUUCUCAUUGUCGGAGGCGGUGUCUUCGGAUUAUCUACCGCUCUGUCCCUGUCAAAGCGACACCCAGAAUCUGAAGUAACAGUCGUAGAAUCCUCACCUACAAUCCCCAACCCGCACGGUUCAUCCGUCGACACAUCCCGAAUCGUGCGGGCGGAUUAUGCAAACACAGCAUACUCCAAGCUCGCCGCAGCAGCCAUCGACCGCUGGCGCAGCACAGACUGGGGCCGCAACGGCCGCUACACGCAGAACGGCCUGCUACUCGUGUACCCCGCAGACAGCGCCAGCGCCAAGGAGUACGCGCGCAAGAGCUACAUCAACGUGCGCCAGAUCGAGGGCGACAACGUCACCUUCCUGCCGACCCAAGCCGACGUGCUCAAGGUCGUCCCGGCCUAUGGCGACACACUCGACGUUGCCGGCGGCUACGUGAACUGGGGCUCUGGAUGGUCGGAUGCCGCAGCGAGCGUGCGCUAUGCGAAGGAGCUCCUCGACGCAGAGGGGAAGGUGAUCUUCCGCACGGGUGAUGUGGAGCGUGUGCUCUAUGCGUCCGACACGGGCGCGAAGCCUAAAGCUACUGGCGUUGCGCUUGCAGAUGGCUCAGUCCUGACGGCGGAUUUGGUCGUGUUGGCGACUGGUGCGUGGACGUCGAAGUUGGUCGAUUUGCGGGGGAGGGCUGUUGCGACGGGCCAGGCAAUUGCGUAUAUGCGGAUCUCGGAUGAGGAGCAGCGCGAGUUGGAGAAUCUACCGACGAUAUUGAACUUCGCGACGGGGAUCUUUAUCAUUCCGCCGCGGAAUAAUCUGCUCAAAAUUGCGCGGCAUGCGUAUGGGUAUCGCAAUCCGGUUACGGUGCCGGUUCCUGGUGUUGAGGGACGGGCUGCUGGCUCGAUGGUGGUUAGUUUGCCGGAGAAGGGGGUUCCUGUGCCGCUUGAGGGACAGGAUGCGUUCCGGGUUGCGUUGAGACAGCUUUUGCCGCGGUUUGCAGACAGGGAGUUUGUGGAUACGAGGGUUUGUUGGUAUACUGAUACACCUAAGGGUGACUUCAUUGUUUCCUACCAUCCUGAUCAUGAGGGUCUUUUCCUUGCUACGGGUGGCAGUGGCCAUGGGUUCAAGUUCUUCCCUGUUAUCGGAGACAAGAUUGUCGACGCGUUGGAGGGAACGCUUGACUCUGAGUUGAGUAGGAUGUGGGCAUGGCCUGAGACUGCUGUGUCGGAUGAAGAGGACUUCGCUGGCGAUGGUAGUCGAUCUGGGGAGAGGAACUCGAUUUUGAAAGACGAGUUGGCGAAGACGAGGAAGGCUUUGCGAAGCAGUGUACUAUAG
Penicillium paradoxum is the source of this 1332-nucleotide messenger RNA. Its product is annotated as NAD(P)/FAD-dependent oxidoreductase. The transcript has 3 exons. Gene Ontology annotation, molecular function: L-pipecolate oxidase activity; sarcosine oxidase activity; proline dehydrogenase activity. The record is from RefSeq and is a predicted model, not a curated record. NCBI's taxonomy places the organism in Eukaryota, Fungi, Ascomycota, Eurotiomycetes, Eurotiales, Aspergillaceae. The coding region runs from base 1 to 1332 and encodes 443 amino acids.